AUGGAGGCAACCACAGUCGAUGAGGCCGUGUCAUCUCUCAAAGAGUUAUACGCCGAGGGCACAGAGCACUACACCCACUGGAAGAGGAAACGCACACUUGGGAAUCACUACUGUCGAAAAUCAUCAGAAUCGGGUGUUCGAAGGGAUAUCAUUACAUGUGCAUUGAGUAUCUCUUUGGAGCUUGCGAGGAAUCAGAUCGAGGAGACAUAUGACAUUGCGACUGUUCUCAUUGGGACCGACUUCUCCACUGGCGAUACACAAUGCCGGGAUAUGCUUUCCAACCAGCUGUUCAACCUCAGUAGUCGGGUAUCCCACCUACGCCGGGUCGCUUGCGACUCAAGCUUGAUCGGCCUUCUCAACAUCUCGGAUAUCAUACAGACAUCCGAGUCUGUCAGGAUCGCCUCAGUUCAGGCCCUCUCUGCCUUAUAUCACCGCCUUGCUGCCGGACGCCCAGAUAUCCCCGAGCACCUUCCCGUCCCCAAGCCCUACUCGCGGCAGACGAGGUCCAUCUCACGAAGCUCAGCUAGCUCGCCAGUCGACAACCACAGCAGCGUCUUUGAAGUUGAAGACGACAACGAAGACGACGACAUGUCAACAACCAUGACCAUCAGUACCGACCAAGCACCCUUCCAAUCAGAACCGCCCUCCCCUCCCCCAACACCACCAACACCGAAAGCCAUCGCCAGCGACGCCGUCUCCAUCUUCGCGCCCUCAGAGGCAGGCACAACCAGCACCACCGCCUCCGCCUUUCUCCGCCCCAAAGUAAGCGUCUUCAGCAUGUUCUGCCCAGAGGCCAUGACGCUGCAGGUCGACCUCUCCAAGCCGAUCCCCGAGGCACCGAAGCGAUGCAAGUGCGGGUACCGGUGGAAUCCGCUGCUACCCGGCAACAAGGACUACAUUGUCCUCAAGGACGGCUUCCGCAUGUCGAGCCGGUUCCUGGCCAAGUCGCACUCGGACAGAAAUGUCUUUGCGUGCUGUCUCUGCGUGCCGACGGGGACGACGGAUAAUUACGAGUCGGCGGAUGCGUUGAGGGCGCAUAUUAAUCUUUAUCAUCGCAAGUGGCAGAUUUUGCAUGAUCGGGAUAUUUACUAG
This is a messenger RNA of Colletotrichum godetiae, 1092 nucleotides long. RefSeq lists its product as uncharacterized. Lineage: Eukaryota; Fungi; Ascomycota; Sordariomycetes; Glomerellales; Glomerellaceae. The record is from RefSeq and is a predicted model, not a curated record. The coding region runs from base 1 to 1092 and encodes 363 amino acids. The transcript is spliced from 2 exons.